Molecule: messenger RNA, 1384 nt
Organism: Phialemonium atrogriseum
Lineage: Eukaryota; Fungi; Ascomycota; Sordariomycetes; Cephalothecales; Cephalothecaceae
Product: glycosyl hydrolase family 61-domain-containing protein
Exons: 7
Coding region: 381-1061 (226 amino acids)
Source: RefSeq, a predicted model, not a curated record
GGCAAAAACCACCUACCGGGCAGGGCACUCCCAAUCGGGAACCAACCAUGCUUCUUCAUGCUUCUUCUGAAGCCCUCCAUCUUCGGCUCCGGCAUCGUGAUUGGUAUCUACCAACCUGGCCGGCCGGGCCGUUUAAUAUACUGACUAGCCAUAACUGCAACGAUCCCCGCAACGACACGCCGCGCCCUCAUAUUGUCUGGUGUUGGGGGCAUCCACCCCGGACUUGUGUUGUGUUGUACAUAUGUACAUGAUCGUAUCGACAACAGGGAUGCGGCCACGAUAUAUAAGCCAAGACAUGUGCCGUGUCAAUGCCGUGCCGUGCUCCUCAUACACUCCUUCCAUCUAUCAGCUCUCUAUUGUUGUGAUAUCCAUCUCCAGCCAUGAAGAACCUCCUCGGCCUCGCCUUAGUGGCCGCCCUCGCUGUCAGCGAUGUCUCGGCACACUACAUCUUCCAGCAACUCUCGCAUGGUUCGACCCAGUUCCCCGUGAACCAAUACGUCCGCAAGAAUACGAACUACAACUCCCCCGUUACUGAUCUGGCCUCGAACGACCUGAGAUGCAACGUCGGAGCAACCGGGGCCGGUACCGAGACCGUCGCCAUGAAGGCUGGGGACUCGUUCACCUUCACCUUGGACAUUGCAGUAUACCACCAGGGCCCGAUCUCUCUGUAUAUGUCCAAGGCGCCGGGCAAUGUAUCGAGCUACGACGGCAGCGGAGCUUGGUUCAAGAUCUAUGACUGGGGCCCGACAUUCAGCGGCGGUCAAGCCACCUGGCCGAUGCGCCAGACCUACACCUACACGAUCCCCAAAUGCCUUGGCGACGGCGAGUACCUGCUGCGUAUCCAGUCCCUCGCCAUCCACAACCCUUGGCCGGCGGGUAUUCCCCAGUUCUACGUCGGCUGUGCCCAGGUCGCGGUCAGCGGCGGCACGGCCAAGGCGCCGUCGGCCACGGUAUCGAUUCCCGGCGUCUUCAAGGCGACGGAUCCCGGAUACACCGCCAAUAUUUACACAAACUUCAACAGCUACACUGUCCCCGGUGGACCCGUUGGCCUCACCUGCUGAGGCAGGGGCAGUUUGUCGCCUGGGUUAGACGCUUGAAGAAUCGCUCUUCCAAGCGGUUCUAAAGGUCUGGAUGUCCUUGGCCAGAUGCUGAAGUUUAUGGGCGGGGAGGGUUGAAUUUGGUUGGGAGCUGGUUCUUUGCAUUGUGGGAGCCGGGUUGUAUAUAGUUGAAUGCAUGCAAGGGACUUUUCUGACGACUCCGAGAUAUCUAUCCUUGUAAACAUUUCCUCAGUGAGAGUAUCGGGAACGUCGUGAGUCUGCUAAUACUUCUAGCAAGGACUUAACGUUCUGGAGUAGGAAGUUUAAAGGAUUGUGGUCACUGGUUC